Molecule: messenger RNA, 6431 nt
Organism: Chiroxiphia lanceolata (lance-tailed manakin)
Lineage: Eukaryota; Metazoa; Chordata; Aves; Passeriformes; Pipridae
Gene: LONRF2
Product: LON peptidase N-terminal domain and ring finger 2
Exons: 12
Coding region: 275-2698 (807 amino acids)
Biological process (GO): protein ubiquitination
Molecular function (GO): ubiquitin-protein transferase activity; protein binding
Source: RefSeq, a predicted model, not a curated record
GGCGCCCGGGCUGCCGGAUGGGGGCGGUUUUACCCGGCCGUUCGCCCCUUACAUAAGUCGGGAGCGAGUCCGCCCCCCAUCCCUUCUGCUGUUCCCCCUUCCCCCUCCCGGAGCCGCCCCCCUGCUGCAGCGAUGUGACACGCCCCCUCUCCAUCCCUUCCUCCCUCCCUCCCUCCCUUCCGUCGCCGUCCCCUCCCAGGAAGGAGCCGGAGUCGGCAGCGCCGCGGGCCCAGCAUGGAGUAGGGCGGCCCGGGGCUGGCGGCGCCGCGCGGGCAUGGAACUGGGCCCGGGGCCCUGCGCGCUGCCCCCCGCCGCCGGGGCCAGGGCGGCGGCGGGGGGACCCUGCGCCGAGAUGCUGCAGGUGGCGGAGGAGGCCUUCCGCGGCGGCAACUUCGAGCUGGCGGCCGAGAUCUACGGCUCGGAGCUGGCGGGGCUGCCGCAGCCCGAGCGGGGCCUGUGCCUCCGCCGCGCCGAUGCUCUGGCCAGGGCCGGCCGCAUGGCCGAGGCGCUGGACGCCUACGGCGCGGCGGCGCGGCUGGCGCGGCUGCGGCCCGAGGAGCUGCGGGAGCUGGCGGAGAGCGUCGCCCUCAGCAUCCGCGACAAGGAGCUGCGCCUGCCGCCCUGGGGGAGCGACGCGGCCGGCGGCGGGGCAGAGGGCGAGGGUCUGGGCGACCCGGCGUGCUGCCGCCCGCCUGAGCUCUUCGCCUGCCCGCUGUGCCGGCAGCUGCUGUGCGAGCCGGUGACCCUGCACUGCGGGCACACCCACUGCCGCCGCUGCGCCGAGCCCGGUGACUGCGGCCGCUGCCACCGCCCGCGCCGCUCCGCCGAGCCGACCCCCGCCGCCGCCGCGCAGCCGCCGCCGUCUGCCGCCGCCCGCCCGCGGGUCAACGUGGUGCUGGGCAACCUGCUGCACAAGUGGUUCGGCGCCGAGAGCCGGGCGCGGCGCCUCCGCGCCGAGGGCGACGCGCUGCGGGAGCGCCAGGAGCUGCCGGCCGCCCUGGAGAAGUACAACCAGGCCCUGGACAUGGCUCCUUGCAAGUGUUCACUAAUAGCACAGCGGGCAGAACUCUGUACGUUGAUGAAAAACUACCAGCAAGCUCUUCACGACGCAGAUGUCCUCUGCCGAAACAAACCCCACUGGCCUGCGGGCCAUUAUGUGAAAGCAAAAGCUCUUUCUGGAUUGGAAAGGACUGAGGAAGCAUUGAAGGAGUUUCUUUAUUGUGUUGCCUUAAAUCCUGAAUGGAGCUCAAUGAAGAAAGAAGCCCAAAAGAUAAUGUGUGAGAUGUUUUUCCCAGCCUUUGAAAAUGUGCAUGAUAGUCUAACAGCACCUUUCUCUAGUCGAACAUCCCAUACAAGAUUGAAACCUGCAUUUCUGAGUAGCAUAAAUACACAGUCAGCUGUGGAAGAUAACUCUGUUGCUGGGUCCUCAAAGGAUACUGUGUUCAGGUUAACAAAAACCCCGUCCCAAGAAUCUGAUGUAUUCAGAAGCACUGAUUCUCCUGUUUCCCAUCAUGUUCUGGAUCUCUAUUUUGAAGACAACAAGAAGUCUUUGGGAGCUAUUCUCUCCAGUUUACCUGGGGUUGGCUUAAAAAGAAAGCUGUCCAGUGAUAUGAGGGAUUUACAGAGUUUGGAUGUCCCCAAUAAGAUUCCUAAAAAAGAUGCAGAUGUUUUACCUGAAAACACCACCGACACUUCAAGUGAGAUACCAACAACUCUGGUGGAUGCAUCAGACUUUGAGUGUUCCCUCUGCAUGAGGUUGUUCUACGAACCUGUUACCACACCCUGUGGACACACCUUUUGCCUCAAAUGCCUUGAGCGUUGCCUUGACCAUAAUCCACUUUGCCCACUCUGCAAAGAAAAGCUGUCAGAAGAAAGGAUGGCUUGGGAGGAAGAGAUGUUACCUGUCUUCUUGUUAUCAGACUUAAGAGUUGACUCUUCCUUGCAGUUUCUGGCAAGCAGAACUUACAAGAAGACCGUCCUUACAGAAGAACUGAUAGUCCGUUACCUGCCGGAGGAGUUAUCUGAAAGAAAGAAAGUUUAUGAGGAAGAAAUGAAGGAAUUGUCAAAUUUGAAUAAAGAUGUUCCCAUCUUCGUGUGUACCAUGGCCUUUCCUACCAUCCCUUGUCCGCUACAUGUCUUUGAACCUCGUUAUCGCCUAAUGAUAAGAAGAUGCAUGGAAACUGGUACCAAGCAGUUUGGCAUGUGCUUAGCUGAUGAAUUAAAAGGAUUUGCAGAUCAUGGCUGUAUAUUAGAGAUCAGGGACGUAAAGUUUUUUCCUGAUGGACGCUCAGUUGUUGAUACAGUUGGUGUCCGUCGUUUUAGGGUCUUAAGCCAUGGCCAACGAGAUGGAUAUAACACAGCAAACAUCGAGUAUCUUGAAGAUAAAAAGGUUGAAGGACCAGAAUAUGAAGAACUUGUCCGUCUUCAUGAUUCAGUUUAUGAUCAAGCUGUUGCCUGGUUUACUUCUCUUAAAGACAAUAUGAAAGUACAAAUUCUCAAUCAUUUUGGGUCCAUGCCAGGAAAAGAACCAGAGCCACAGAGCAACCCCAGUGGUCCUGCCUGGUACUGGUGGCUCUUGGCAGUGCUGCCUCUGGAAAACAGAGCUCAGCUGGCUAUAUUGGCUAUGACCUCCCUUAAAGAUCGUCUUAUUGCCAUCAGACGCGUAUUGAUAUUUGUGACUCGCAAAAGACCCAGAUAACAUGGACUUCAGUUGAGUGGGCACUGAAAAAACAUCUCAUGAUAAAUUGUUCUAGGGGAGGGCAAAGGGGAGGGGUUGUUUUUGUAUUUUUCAAAGAUUCCUUCAAAAAAAAGCAGCCCUUUCUGACUAUGUCCUGCAUCCAUCGAUUGCAUCAGUUUGUUAUCCUGGGUAUUCACCAAACCUUGCACACUCUCCUGUUAUCCUGAUGAAAACUGAGCCUCUACAAAGCUGUGCUACAUUUAGAGUGUAGCUGAUGGAUGUGGAUAAUUGCUUCAAAGUACUGCGAUAGAGUUGAUGUUUCUAGCCUGCAAGAGAGUUAAGUACUAGAGUAGCACCAUUGGCCUGCAUGUGAUUUGGAUUUUCACUUGGUAGGAAAAGGAAACUGAACAAUGGAUUGAAGAGGUGUUUCCUAGACUUGUAGUGAGCAGAAGAGGAGUUAUUGCUGCCCAGCAGAAGUAUGCAUGAAGACUAUAACUGACACUACUGUCUGUCAGUGAAUUGGAAGGCACUCUGUCAUAAACCCACAUCUCGCUUUCUCUCUCUCUCUUCAGCAAAUAGUAGUCUGAGGAAAAAACAAGUUAAGCAUUUGUGGUCAAGGCAUCUGAGGAUGUUUGGAUGAAAGAAUAAUAGCUACUGAAUAAGUAUACUAUUAAGUAGCCUUAGGUAAUCCCUCCUUUGUGAUUUAUGUGUUGUAGCAGAAUGAGUAUGUACAAAAUGUUUGGAAAGGUGUACUUUGGUUUCUUCGAAAAGAAAAACCAAAGUAAUCCUAGCUGGUCUUACCGCUAAAUUCAAAUCAAGCCGCUCCCUAAAGUAUGAUAAAUACUGCUGUGAAAUAAUGAUUUCACCCCAAGUAGGAGGGAGGCAUGCUGCAGUUUACUCUGAGCACCUGCUCUGCGAGUGGGACCAGCGAGGAUGAAAGAGGUGGGAGGUUUCCAUCUCCCUCCUUCCUGCAGUGUUGUGCCAACCUCCCGUUACAUUGAGGUGAUCUCUACUGAACGUGUUUCAAACCGAAAGUAUUGUAGUUUAGUACCAGUUGCUGUAUGUGAUGGGAAUCAGUCCACAGUAACACCGUGAAAGGAGUCACAAAUCGAAUCUAUAAAGGCAAAUCUCAAUGCAAGCUUAAGUCAGGUGUUAACCUUCAUUUGUCUCUUUGAUUAUUUUUUAUGUGUUAUUUUGUUAUUAUCUAAUUUUGAUAGCUAUUAAAUUGAUCGCUUGUCAGUCAAAUGAUCAAUAUUAGCUCAACUGCCAAUGAAAUAACUCAGUGUUACCAAUUCAGUUGGCACAGUUUCCUAUAACUAGAACUGAUACUACCAACAGGGAAAAAAAAUUGACUUGAAUCUCCAUGUGCUGCAAGCAUAGCAAGACCAAUGUAAAGACUUGUUCAUGUGCAGAAGUCUGGUAAGAAGAAAUGGCUGCUUACCUACAUGGUCAAAGUGCCUGGUUUCUUUUUUAGUUCUUUUGUCCUUAUUUGUCAAUGAAGAGGUAUUUAAACUUUUUUUUUCCACUUUGCACAUGAAUUCUGGAAGAAGACUGCAUUAAAAUGCCGUGAUUGAGAUAUAUUACCUGCUCUCUUUGGGUAUUGUAGUUAUAACCUGUGUGGUCUGGGAAACAAAAAUUGAGAGUUUUUUUUUCCUUUCAGCAAAUGGCUACCACAAAUGGUUUCUGUAACAUACCCUGAAUGUACUGUAACUGCCUCUACCUUGAACACGCCUUUUCUAUUUAAGUAGUUUGUAAGUAUAUUCUCUGAAUUGUGAAGUGCAUAAUGUACAACCAAUGAUGUCAUAACCUCUACAGUAGCCUUCUGCAAGUUCUGCUACCACCACCAAAAUACUCAAAAUUCAAGUUAAAUGCAUUUCCUCCAGGAUUUAAAGAUGAGGAAGAGGAAUUCACUGAAGUGUAAAGGACUGGUUACAUACGUGGGGGAGGAAAUGUCAGAAGUCAGUAGGUCUUCAGCCCACUGUCAGCUGAGCUACUGAAAGGUGAUUUCACAAACUAAUUCUCGGACCAGAAGAUGGACUGUAUUUGAUCUUGCAAUCGUUUUUGUUCAGCUUCCUGUUCUUCCCGUUCCUUUCCAUGCUGUGUAUUUCUUCGAGACUCACUCAUCUUGCUUGUUUGUGUGUCUGCCUAGUUUUGAGUAUUACUAGUGUAGCUGAAAGAGGAUGCCAAUCGUAUUUGUAUAUUGCUGGUCCCUGAUCUUAUAUGUGCUUAAUUUUACAGAUAGGAGUGCAUUUAAGAAAAAAAAUAUCAAGGUGCUAGUUAGUGUCUUCUUGGCUUUGCCUCAGUAAAUGUUAAUGUUAAUAUUCUUCUUUGCAAAAGUGAUUUGUUCAAGAUACCUACUUUUGAGGUACUUCUGAGAGAAAACCCUAUGGAAAAAGAGAGGUUGUUUACUGCUGUUCUGUAAUGUGUAAAGACAUUCUACAUGGGAAGUGACAUUACUGUGUUCAUGAAGGCCUGCAUAGUUAAUGGAGUGAUUGAUAUUGAAAAGAAAGCGGAACUGUAGAGGGAUUUUUUUUUAGUCAAGGUUUAAAGCGGUUUGUGAAUAUUUCAGUGACUGAUGUUUUGGAUAAAUGAUAAUAACAAGGGAAUUGUCUGUGUAUGGAUGCAAAUAAUCAUAUUAGCAGCCCAAAGCUGACUUUUCCUCCAAAACAUUGAAUGCUGAUCAAAUAGCAAAGCUUUAAUAAAUAAAUGAAAUCACCACUGCCCUGUGGUACUUGCUUUCUAAGGGAAAGUACCAGUUUCAUUUUUACCAAAUCACCUCUGCCAUAUAAUAUCUACAGCAUCCAGUAGUACCUCACAGGAAAAGCUAGCUAUCUUAUUGCUCUCUAGAGGAGAUGUCCAUGUUACAGCCAGUCUACGCUUAGGUGUAACUUGUCGCCAAGGUACAUGUGAAAGCUUUGGAGCUGAGCUCCUGGAAGAGAUAGACAGGAUUUGUUGCCUUUCUAGCUCAUUACACUUUUCUUGCUUGCUGUCCAAGCAAGGAUGCUGGGAUAUAUGAUGAGUCUUUUCACUGUGGUGAAUGUGGCCCUUCUUUAUACAUCGUAAAGAGGCCAAAAAGAAAAAAAAAAAAAAAAUCCCUCUACCUCUACACCUGUUGUUCACCUGUAAAAUUUCAAGCUACAAAAUGAUAUAUAUAUUUUAACCUUUUUUGUCUUUCAGAAGCAUACUAAUUGUUUGCCACUGAGGCCUUUUAUCUACUGUAUUUUAAUAUGUUCAUUUGAUAGUCAUCAAGAUCUCUUUGUACUUCUAACCUGUAGAACUUGUCAUGUUUCUUACUGCUCUUUUUUCCCUGUUCUCCAGUCCACUUUUAAAUUGAUAAAUAGAAAGCUGUACACUCUCUAUUCCUGUUACAUUUUACACAGUGGAACUGGUAUUUUGGUAGCGCCUUAAUUUUGCAGUUGUGAAAUGAUUGUAUCAACUCUUAUCUGGGGCUUCUGACCAGAUGUAAACGAGUAUGUUUAAUGUAGAUAAACUUGAAACCAUUUUUUACUGUUUUAAAGCUAGAAAUUAAAUGGAGUGUGUACAUAUGUAUAAAUAUAAAUUAUUAAUCUGCACCUUUUUGUAUCUAGUAAAUACAGGAGAAGUUCAUGUUCUAACCACAUUUGGCACUUUUUGUUGCAUAAACAAAGCCAAAACUUUUUUUAAAGAUUGCAAUGUUCAUUUCAUGUAUAUUUGCAAUAUUCAUGGGAAAUGUAUUUAAUUUAUGUGAUAUUUGGAAUAAACCAGGUUGAAUUUA